CGACCAUCACCAAUCAAUUCGGACGCAAGCCCUAUGGACGUUGUGCAAGCUGCGGCGUCCGCCCUAUCUGCGUCUCGUAAAAUUGAAAGCGUCGAUUCGUCGUUGAAGCACGUAUUGGAGGCGGUGAAGCUGCUGGAUCUCCCAUCUCCGUCUUUGAACGUCAUUGAAAAAAUAGGAUCUUGCCUUCGUAAACCUCUUCUACCGCUCUACCAACAUUGCACCAAUCUUGCGCUUCGAUUCUGCUCUGCUACAUUAAUCUGUAUUUCCGUCAAGAAGGUCCAGCCUGCUCUGCUAGUUCAAGCUAACAGCCUUGUUGCGGCUUGGCAGGCAACACAAACUGCGCUACUUUCUGGUGUAUUGGAUUUCAUCGAACGAAACCCCACAAGUUGUUCGUUUUUAGGGCUAUUCGCUCAACACUUAACCGUCCACAGAUGAAAACAAGAAAAGUAUCGCUACAGUGUUAUAUCCUGUGCUAUGCGACGGCUACUUUUUGAGGACACAGUCUGAGCGUUUAACAGUUGGUGUUAAUCUUGUCUGCUCGGCGUAUAUCUUGCUAACGGAAACUGCAUCCCUGAGUGAAAAUCGGCUCGCGCUGCAGGACCCAAAGCU
Molecule: messenger RNA, 609 nt
Organism: Guyanagaster necrorhizus
Lineage: Eukaryota; Fungi; Basidiomycota; Agaricomycetes; Agaricales; Physalacriaceae
Exons: 4
Coding region: 34-435 (133 amino acids)
Source: RefSeq, a predicted model, not a curated record